Messenger RNA from Cricetulus griseus (Chinese hamster), 174 nucleotides. Lineage: Eukaryota; Metazoa; Chordata; Mammalia; Rodentia; Cricetidae. The record is from RefSeq and is a predicted model, not a curated record.
GUCCUCAUGGAAGACUCCAGCUUAUCUGAUGGUAUCGAUGUGGACAAAGGCUUUGCCAUUGCCUUCGUUGUCCUUGUGUUACUCUUUUUAAUACUGAUGAUUUUUCGGUGUGUAAAGUUGGUGAAGAAUCCCUAUGAGGCCAGCUCCACAACCACAGAUCUAUCUCUGAGCUGA